UGCUCUUCUCCCCGCAGCAGAGGAAAGUCGGAGGCUCGUGUGUCAACAUCCAGUGUUUCCCCCGGGAGACGUAACGUUAACGCUAUUCUUAAAAAAACCUGACGUCCCUUUGAGGAGCUGCUUUCUUAUUCUCCUCUUCAGCCGCGUCUUCAUCCUCGCAGGCCGCGGUACUUGGCAGCGUUGAGACCCGAAGAAGAAGGCGCUCGGCCCCCGCUGCUUUGACGUUAGCUAACGUUAUUGUAAACGAUGACUGGGUACAAAGUGCGAACGGCGUCUCCGAUCGUCUAGUAUUAUCUGGGGACCUGUUAGCUUAGCCGGCUAGCCUGUUGGUUUCGAUCCGAUCGAAGGAGACGAGGCGACGCACACUGCUGACAUGAUGUUUCCUCAAUCGAGGCACUCGGCGUCCUCUCAGUCCGGUCAACCUCUCAAGUUCACCACUUCUGACUCCUGUGACCGCAUCAAGGAUGAGUUCCAGUUCCUGCAAGCACAAUACCACAGUUUGAAGUUGGAGUGUGAUAAACUGGCCUCUGAAAAGUCUGAGAUGCAGCGUCAUUAUAUCAUGUACUAUGAAAUGUCCUACGGGUUGAACAUUGAAAUGCACAAACAGGCUGAAAUAGUGAAGAGACUGAACGGGAUCUGUGCUCAGGUGCUGCCUUAUCUGUCACAGGAGCAUCAGCAGCAGGUGAUGGGCGCCAUAGAGAGAGCAAAGCAGGUCACACCUCCAGAGAUGAACUCUAUCAUACGGCAUCAGCUUCAGGUGCAACACCUGCCCCAGCUCCAGGGCCUGGCCCUGCCUGUGAACCCGCUCCCCAUGGGCCUCACCCCUCCCUCCCUGCCCGCCGUCUCCUCCAGCUCCGGCCUGCUCUCCCUCUCGUCCAUCCUGGCCAACUACUCCCACGGCCAGGCUCAGGUGGUGAAGGAGGACAAAGCCAGGGAAGCGGCAGAGAGAGCACCCAGAGGAGACGACGGGGAUAAGUCAGACUAGUGUCGACACAGUGAGGAGGUUUGGAGAGGGAGGAGGGGUGUUGAGAAAAGAAAGGUGAAACUGUAACUGUAAAUGGAGAUUGAUGUAAGUCUGGCUGCCUGUCUUGAGUGUUGAUGAAACCGCAGGGAUGAUGACGAGCAGAAAAGACGGCGUUGAAGCUUUUGGAUGUGUUAGAGAUGAAACUGCUGAUUGGUUGAGAGCGUGAGUUCUUCUUUAGUGGUAAUAGACUCAGUUCAGGCUUCUAGACUUAGAAUAAAUGCUUUUUCUUUUGUGUAAGCCACUGUUGUUAGGCUUAACCAAGAUAAAUGUUUUCCCAUCUGGAGAAAGAGCUGCGGCUGAAAGCUAACAGCAGUCUCCCACACAUGGAUCUGCCUCUCACAGGUUUAUUUUCUUCUUGUUGUUAUCAGAUCUGUAUUCAAUGUUUAUUUUUUUUUCUUUAAGUCCCUCAGAUUGUGUCGUACUGGCUCCUGUCUGCCAGUCACUGUAAGGAGUUUUAACAUCUCAGCUCCCUGUAACUCCUUUUUCCUCAUUGCAUGACGUACAAUAGCUCAAUUUCACCUUUCUCCAAAAAUGUUUGGACCAUAGACUGGAAAUAAAAAAAUGGACGACAUGUCUCCUCUUGCUCCCGUUGCACAAAAAUUAAGGAUGAAAUAUCCCGGAUAUAGUUGCCACCAUUUUGCACUUUUGAAGUAAUUUGGAGCCAGAGUCAGUGCAGGAUUGAUCCUAGUGUGGAGCUGUACUAAAAACAGUUUUUUUUUUAAGCCCCCCACUGGAAAAAUGAGCACUUGGACAUACAAACGUGUGAUAAGAACUACCUGAAAUGACAGAAACCAUCUUGAAGAAAAUUGAAUUAGACGUUUACCAGACAUUUUAGUUUAGUCCAUGUCCUAUUCGCUAACAUCCACCAGGAGGAGCUGGCUUGUCGUCCAUCUUUACAAACGGUCUCUGAUUACACAGGCAUUGUGCAUCGGAGCCAAAUUACAUCUUAGCCGAUGAUGUUAAAUGGGAUGUCUUUAAAGGGACAUUUCACUUAUGUGCUUUCAAACCCUUCAAAACUCCUAACCCAUUAUUUUCAUACCAAACCACUGGAUGCAUUACCUUUAGCUGUGUACCUCAGUCCCAGAGAAAUGGGAUUUUAUUCCAUUAAAAAUCCUAUAGUUUGUACAAAUGGUAGUUCAUUUGUUUAAUAGGCCGAGCUGCUGCUGCUACACGCGCUACAUUUAAUGGACCAUGACUCGUCUGUAAAUGAUAAGAAUUUACACUCUGAAAGAAUUGACUUUAUUUUGACAUGUUGUUUUCGUGACGUAAAAGACAGGCUAUGAUUAGUCUAGAGUUGUCUGUGUGUGUUGGAGUGAAUGUGAUUGGAAAGAAAAAAACAUGUUUAAUUUAAAAAAAGAAAAAAAAAAAUGGAAGCACCUUUUGUAUUACCCUCCUUCCCCCCCCCACCACGCCUGUCAGCCCUUUCUCCCUUUUGCUCGUCUGCUUUUAAAUCAAACUUGAACGGGAUCUAAACUUCAGAACCAGACGGUGGAAACCAACAGACGAGUGUUGACUGUAUUUCUGUAAGUUCACCUCAGUUUGAGACUGUGUCAAGCACCUGUCUUUUCCUACUUUGUGUGUGACUAUAAGGGGGUAUCCUCCUCUUUUCUUUAGUUUCAUUAUUUUGAUUAAGAAUGUGUCCUGAGUGAGUGGCUAAAGCUCUGAAAGCAACACAAACAUGCGUUCCCUCUGUUAUUACAACUGGUGACCAUUUCUUGUUCCGUGUGAUCACAAAAAAACCAAGAAGUAGUUUUUCAAACGAUGCUUUGUCCCAACGGCAUGCUAAAUAAAUACCAGUUCUAGAGUUUAAACACAAUCCUCUUAUCGUGAUAGUAUAUACUCUUCUUAUGGUCCACAUACAAGAAAUCAAUGCAGGUAAUGAAAAUAGAUCAGCGUUUCUCAUCUAGAUCGUUUUUACUUGUAAGGUGAUAUCUGGUCUAACUAGAACAGCACUCGGAGCGAUAACCUCAAUACUGUAGUUCCUGCAGUCGACAUAACAAAGAAGGAAGGAAGUGGUUUGAUAGGUUAAACAUUUAUUUGUCAUAAAAUUGUUUAAUCUGCAUUUGCAAAAGAAAUUGAAAUGGGUUCAGUCCUCUCAAGUCAAGGCCCCUCAGAGGAAGGGGAUACCUCAACCAAGGCUAACGACCUAUCCCGCCUUGUUGAGAUGAAGUUUAAGUGUAAUUAGUUCAUUCCAAACCAACAAACAAACGCUGAUGCAAACAUGUUAUAAUAAUAAUCGUCCACAAUUGGUUUCCACGGCGAGAAGAGACGUAACUAAAUCUGUCACUUCAUGUCUACGCAAAGGUAAAUACAACAUUAAUCAAAUAGUCUGAACAUAGAAGCUCAUCGUACGUUCAGCAUGUCCGACCACAAGUCAAAGUGGGCGUUGGGUUUGUCGUGAUUUCACGCAGGGAGUGUGACAAAGUGAAGAAUGCAGUCGUUCAUGCUCCAACACACUUGACUUGUGUACAGCUGAUAGACACUUUCUUCUCAUAAUGCAAUGCACAAGUAAACGGAGGAGAACCGAUAUUAUUUUGGGAAUUUAAGUUGGUGUUUUCAGUGGUUUUCUAAAGUCGUUUAUCCUUAAUAUAAAACUUGUCCUGAUUUAUUUUUGGUGCAGACUGCAAAAGAGUUUAAAGGUUGGAAUAUAGAGCACACUGAAUGCUGUUGGUCUUUAGUAUGGAAAUGGGACAGCAGGGGGCAGCAGUGCUCUCAUUGGUGUGAAGACGCUCACAAGCCUCUGAACAGCCUGAGAGAGUCUUAGGGAUGAGGUCACAUCAUCGUGACCUCUCGUCUUCACGUUCUGACCGUCGGGCCGAGUCGCUGUCACCCCCCCACCCUUGUCAUGUGAGCGCUUGCCAGAGCUUUGACACACCCACCUUUUUAAUGUCUGAGCACGUCCAGGAUCUGCGCUUGAAUCUCACUCUCUCUCUCUCUGUGUAUUUUAAUUUGAAAAGCACUUAAGUCGUGGCUUGGUGCUCGUUUGUUUUCCUCCUUCCUGUCUGUGCUAGUGUUGGGGAGCUGCAGGGUUUCCCCUUCCCGGAGAUCUUUGACUUUAACAUAUCGAGUGCGAGAGGACACAUCAGUUGGUCUUUUGCGCUAUUUAUGCUGACGUCAAGUCUCUGUAGAAAAACCUCCUUUGGCAAAACUCAGACAAAUGAAUGGUAUGUGUGUUUGUUUUUGCUGUGAAGGGCCAAUUUGUAUACAUAUGAAUAUAUCAAUAUACAUAUUUUUUAAAGCAUUUUUGUAUGUUUCAAAGCUGCUUUUUAACGUGUGUAUCAUGGAAGACUUAAGUGUUGUAUGUGUGCAUUACAAGCCUACAGUAAGAGAGGCACAAUGUUGUAUACCAUGUCGUUUUUCCUGUUUUUUCUCUCCCAUUCUCUCAGUAGGCAGUAACACUUAACAUUGUUUUCUAGGUUUGUAAAUGUUUUAUUCCUUUUUCGGUGCAAAGAAAAAUCCAGUUUAAUGUGUUUAUGAACACAGUCUCAUUUUAAGAAAAAAAAUCUGGGGCAAACAAAAAAAAAAUGUAAACAAGCAACCGUGUACUCUUAAUGAGAAUGAAUCAACCUUUUAGCAGUAAGGAAGCUUCUCUGGUGCCUUACAAAUAAAAGAUGUGAUUGCGA
Molecule: messenger RNA, 4647 nt
Organism: Platichthys flesus (European flounder)
Lineage: Eukaryota; Metazoa; Chordata; Actinopteri; Pleuronectiformes; Pleuronectidae
Product: TLE family member 5-like
Exons: 7
Coding region: 374-985 (203 amino acids)
Biological process (GO): regulation of DNA-templated transcription; negative regulation of canonical Wnt signaling pathway
Cellular component (GO): nucleus; transcription regulator complex
Molecular function (GO): transcription corepressor activity; protein binding
Source: RefSeq, a predicted model, not a curated record